Molecule: messenger RNA, 1794 nt
Organism: Giardia duodenalis
Lineage: Eukaryota; Fornicata; Diplomonadida; Hexamitidae
Exons: 1
Coding region: 1-1794 (597 amino acids)
Source: RefSeq, a predicted model, not a curated record
AUGAGCUAUGGAAGGCGGGGCUUUCCGCGCAAUAGACGACUGUUUGGCCCUGGGCAGCUUCACAAAGAUCUUCGUACUCAUGAACCUCUACAUAUUAUGAUUCAGCAUCAUCAGGCUAGGCCUGAAAAAGAAGAGCAGAUAGCUCCUUACACACCCCACAACGGGCUUCGUUUUCAACAGCAACAGCAGCAGGCACAUGCGCAGAAGGAAAAGGGGCUAAUACUGAGCACUCAUUUUGUUGACCAGUCAGCCCUGGCUGUGUAUUCAUUUGGUGAUUAUGUACUGGUCUGGAACGGCGGAAACAGGGUGCUCUUUCGGAACAUUGCACAAAGAAAUUCGGAAGCGGAUAGCCAAUACAACAGUUUGUUGCUUCCAACGUUCUCCGAUGCCAUGGUAACGUCGAUUGCUUUUUGUGAUAGCUAUCUGUUUUACUCUACCACAACAGCCAUCUACGCACUUCAAAUCACCGGCGCCAUAGGGCCUGUCCACGCACAGGUAGUAUGCUUGGCUAGAAAGCAGUCAGCAGAUCCCGGCCCUCUGCACGGCUUGACCGUUCAUAAGACCGAAAACCUGUACGUGAUUACGAUUGCUGCUGGAUAUGGUGUACGGUACCUCCCAGAGAGGGGGGAAUAUUUCUCAUCUCCUUCGUUUAUUAUUCUCUAUGAAGUUUCUAGUAUGAUGCUUAAGAACAGUAGUGCAUCCAACUCUAAUUUAAGUUUAGAUUAUAGUAGUGAGCCUUUGGAGCUUUCGUCAAGUAUCCAUGCAUAUAAAUAUGUGCUGAAUCAACCAAUCUUUGCCAUUACAACUGCAAUCGACCACGGGGCACCCUCUUUCUUCCGGGAGGCACACUUGCAGGGAUCAAAAUGUCAAUCCUCUCAUCCUGAUGUGUGGCCCUAUAGCUUAUCAUGCAACCAACUAAAACUGUAUGAGGAAGCAUCCUUUCUCAAGAUCUGUGUUAGCACAGCAACGAUGCAGCCGAUGCAAUCAAUGCAACCGGAGAUCUUAGUCAUAACGUUUCUAAUUAAUUUGCGAGAUAACUCGUUGGGGCUUGAUGAUGACCAGGACGUGGUUUUCUUGAGGAUUUGGCAUUUACCAUUUAUCAACCGAAGCACUGGAAUUACUCUGGACACACUCUAUCCAGCAAAGGAUCCUUUAGCCCUGAGUGAUGAUGGGUCCUGGCUUCUGUGCUGGUCGUCUGCAACAAGAACCAAGCACGCACUUUGGAUCCUCGCUUUCGAUGUUUCAUUUUCUUCUCUGAUUGCUACUGAUAUUCACGGUGGAGGCAUACCUUUCUACCAGUUUAGCCUCCCAUGCCCUAUUGCAGGACAGCUAGGGUUAGCUCCUCCAGCUAUGCUUCAGUUAUCAAGUACCAAUUUUAGUUCGACGCGAAGCUUUCACAUGCUAUGCCGCAACGGGGAUAGCACAGCUUUUUAUACACUCUCCAUACCACGUCCUCGGCGAUCUUUUUCUGUGCACCCCCAACGCAUCGGUGCUCAGUCCCAGCCUGUUCUUAUGCGCAUCGACAAGGCGUACACGUCUCCGGAAGUGUCUCCUGGAUCACAAAUCAUAUCGUUCGCAUUCUAUAGAUAUCUGUACUGUGGUUUCCAAAAUGAGAGCCAGAGACAGUGUGAAGGGAUCUGCAUCUUGUGGAGUGAUGGAUCCUUGAGUUUGGCCAGGGCUUAUCAAGCAUGCCCGUCUCACACAGUAUCCUCCACCGGCCAGCAGUUCAGAAAGAAACAACCGUACAACAGCACUCGCCCAGGGGGACCACUUACCAUAGUAACGCAACAAUAA